Messenger RNA from Ipomoea nil (Japanese morning glory), 1186 nucleotides. Its product is annotated as putative clathrin assembly protein At4g40080. Lineage: Eukaryota; Viridiplantae; Streptophyta; Magnoliopsida; Solanales; Convolvulaceae. The record is from RefSeq and is a predicted model, not a curated record. Gene Ontology annotation, molecular function: SNARE binding; clathrin heavy chain binding; 1-phosphatidylinositol binding. Gene Ontology annotation, cellular component: clathrin-coated pit; clathrin-coated vesicle. The transcript is spliced from 2 exons. The coding region runs from base 99 to 1145 and encodes 348 amino acids. Gene Ontology annotation, biological process: clathrin-dependent endocytosis; vesicle budding from membrane; clathrin coat assembly.
CUCAAUUUAUGAAAAUCUUCUUGCCAUCUCAACAACUCCACCUUUCUCCUCAUUUCUCUCUCUCUCUCUGAAACUCUCUCCCUUCACAUUCUUCAUUCAUGGGGAGAAUUACAAACCUACGAGAUCUCAUCGGAGUCGUGAAAGAUAAAGCCUCCCAAUCCAAACUCGCCUUAGUGUCGAAACCCAGCACUCUGUCUCUCCGCCUGGCAGUCCUGCGCGUCACCGCCCACUCGCCAAACGCGCCGCCAGAUGACCGCUACCUCUCAUCUCUCCUCUCCCUCGGUGACAACUCACGCGCCAUCGCCUCCACCCUCAUCUGUGCUCUCAUGGACCGCCUCCACCGCACCGGGGACUCCAUCGUCGCCCUGAAGUGCCUCCUCACAAUCCACCACGUCAUCAAACGCGGGCCCUUCAUCCUCCAAGACCAGCUCUCCAUCUUCCCCGCCGCCGGCGGCCGCAACUACCUCAAACUCUCCGCCUUCCGCGACGGCGCCACCGCCUCCUCCUGGAUGCUCUCCGCCUGGGUCCGAUUCUACGCGCGCUACCUCGAGACUUUACUCUUCGCUUCACGGGUAUCGGGCUACUUCCUCUGCUCAUCUUCUUGCAGCGCCGCCAAAGAUAAACAGAUGGAAAAGCUCACAUCGCUCAUGAACUCGGAUUUAAUCAGAGACGUUAAUUCAUUGAUCGGAUUGAUGGAAGAGAUGUGCAAAGCACCCGAUUCCCUCCUCUUGGAAGGUAACAAAUUGUUGUACGAGGUUGUCGGAUUAUUAUCCAACGAUUAUAUGUCCUUAACCAACGAGUUAUUACCGAGACUCGGCGAGUUGAAGGAGAGACUCGGCCGCUUAAGCUUCGCCGACUCGGUCGAGUUGGGUUGUGAUUUGAAGAGACUCGAAGAUUGUAAAGAGAGAUUAUCCGGUCUGUUCACCGUGGCAAAGCCGCCGGUUCAGAAUCUGUGGAGUUUGGUUCAAAACUUGAGAGAAAGAAUUGAGAUUUGUAGAGAUGGGAGAUUGCUGACUUUUGGGACGACGGAAAGCAAGUCGGCUCGGUUCGACCACCGAGUCUCCAAAUUCUGCAACUCGGUCCGGUUUUCUUCCGGAAAGUAUGAUCAAAUCAACAAGUUUGCUCUUGUAGUUGUGGAACCAUGAUCACAAUUACAUGUGGAAAUAUUAUAAUAGGAUAACAUAGC